AUGCUGCCCCUGGCUACACACCCGGUAGGACGAGCACUGGUUCUGACUGCAUUGCCUGUGCUUAUUGUUCUCUUGUGGUGCUCUGUGCCCCUGCGCACUGACACGGUCAUUAGGCCGGAUGGGCCGGUGGAGCGGCUAAACUUUUGGUUUUUCCUUUUCUUCUAUUACGGCAUCUACAAUGCCGUGGCGUUGUCUCUGGUGACGCAGAUAUUCCAUGUUUACUCAUUGACGUGGUGGCCACGGUCUAUGUCUGGAGUUCUGGCCAAUGUCAUUUCGUGGGUGUUUACCACGUCCCUGGGUGCCCUGGUCUACAUGCUCGACACGGGCAUCGAAAAGGACCCGCUGAUGUGGACAUCCCUGACCUUGCUGACGCUGUUUCUGCCCGUGCUGAUAUCGUUUGUCAGCAUCCAGCAGCAUCACCGGCGGUCAAAGCGUAGGCUGCAGGGCUCGGCCGAGGAGCGGCCCCUGGUUGCCACAGCUACGGAAUGGCGCACGCCCACGUCGUAUCGCCGCUUCCUCUGGUUCUGCUCCUCUUUCCUCCUGUGGUACGCUGCUUUGGCAUCCGGCGAGUACCUCGCGUACGUAUACACGGAGACCCUGCCGCACUCGACCAAAGACGGGUUCUACUACGUGUACUCGUGGAUUGCCACCGUCAACAUACUGUCUGCCACUGCCAGCUGGGUAGUCAGCACCAAGGUGCGCUCUUGGCCACUGCAACACAUCUACACGCUGUACUUCUUCAUGACGUACUUUAUCUUUUAUCGCAACCUGUUCUCGCGCUUGCAGAACCCUGAGCAGGUUGUGUUUAUUCAGCUGGUGUCAUCUCUGUGGGUCGUCUUUAUUUAUCCGCUGAGAAUGGCCCAUUGGGUCUAUCGCUGCCAGGCCUUUGUUUGCCGCUGGGGCGACGACUACCCGUACGAUAUCUAUGUCAAGCAACUGGGGAGGGCGUUCUUCUUGCGGAACAAGGCCGAGAAUGCCACCAUGCUAGGGUUCCUGUGCUGGGUCACAGUUUUGCAUUUUGGCCCCAAUCGCCACCACUAUCCACAUUUCCGAUUCAACCCGAGUGACGAUGAGUUCAACUACAAGUAUGGCCUGAUUGUGCGUGCCUCGGUGUACGUGUGGAUCAGCGAGCUGAUGUCGGGUCGAGUUGUUAGGUGCCUGUUCAGGUGGAUCUACAAUCACAAUAUCAGCUGCGAGGCCGUCGAUGAUUUCCGUCGCUAUCCGCAUGUCGUGCCAGUCAUGGUUCUGGUGACAAUUCACGUUCUGCAAAAUAUACUAUUUGGCAUGAUUCACCUGGACUUUAGCUAG
Messenger RNA from Kickxella alabastrina, 1308 nucleotides. RefSeq lists its product as uncharacterized. The coding region runs from base 1 to 1308 and encodes 435 amino acids. Lineage: Eukaryota; Fungi; Kickxellomycota; Kickxellomycetes; Kickxellales; Kickxellaceae. The record is from RefSeq and is a predicted model, not a curated record. The transcript has a single exon.